AUGGCGCAGAAAUGUGCUAUUUCACAGAAUCACAUCGAAGUCUUGCUUGAGGGAGAUAAGGAAGCUUUGGUGACUGAACAGGCGGAAGGCGAUUCGCUGAAUGAGAGAUUCGUCGACUUGGAGCUCAAGCUAAUGGAAGUUAUUGCCGCAAACAGGGAUCCAAACGUUCAUCCACCGACACAGCAAGACACUGGUCAAGGAGACAAUAUCGCGACGGUGUUGUCGAAGCAAACUGAGCUCAUGAGCAAGCUCUUCGAGGUACAGAGACAGGGUUCAGCAGGAACUCCGGGUGGCAGUCGUACGAAACUGCCACAAUUGAAGCUACCUUCCUUUGACGGAAAGUACACAGAUUGGCCCCACUUCAGGGAUGCAUUUGAGAGUGCCAUACAUGACAAUGAUGAACUUAUGCCGAACCAAAAGAUGCAGUAUCUUAAGAUGAGUCUGUCGGGAAGCGCUGCCGAAGACGUCAGCCACAUUUCUAUCUCCAACGAGAACUACGAAGCCACCUGGGACAGACUAAAGAAGCGUUAUGGAAAGAAAGUUCAUCUUGUCAACGCCUACAUCGAGCAAUUCAUGGCACAAACACAGACGAAGGUGGAGAAUGCUUCUGACCUUCAAGCGGCCAACAGGAAGUACAGACAGAUCAUCGACGGUCUCAAAGCGCUGGGAGAAGAUUGUUUGUCUUUGGAUAUGUGGCUCAUAUAUCUGAUGAAGUCCAACAUGAGUGUGAAGUUCCGCAUGAAGUGGGAAGGGGGCAGGAGUUCAGAUGCAUUGUGCAAGCUGGAUGACUUCUUCGAUUUCUUGACAGAAGAGACGGAUAUCAUGGAGCGUGCGAGUCAGAGCUUCAAACUUACUUCGACUGAGCAGAAGACGUCUGAGCAAAAGACGUCCAAUAAACAGGGAAAGCCUGGCAUCAAGAGCCAUCACACGAAUGCGUCAAAGUGUCCGGAAUGCAACAGCAAUCAUCCGCUUCACCUCUGCGACAAGUUCAAGAGCCUCACGCUCUUCGAGAAGCGCGAGCGAAUGGGGAUUCAUCAUCUCUGUUACAAUUGUAUGAGGACUGGCCAUUCUGUUGCCAAGUGUCAGUCGAAGACCAGCUGCCAGAAAUGCGGGAAGAGGCAUCAUACUCUUCUCCACUCACCGAAAAUGGACCCCGAACCAGAGGAAGUGGCGCCAUCGGUGCCUAAUGCUGCUCCUAAAGCAUCAACUUCGGUGGUCUCUCAGACCACAAACGAGACCCAACAGACUGAGUCCGGACAACCGUCGACGAUCACUACACAUCACUCUGCGAUUAAUCGAAAGGCGCUCUUGCCUACAGCUGUAGUGGACAUCAGGGAUGUACAUGGCAAUCUUCAGGCUUGUCGUGUGCUUAUCGACGGAGGUGGCGAGUGCACAUUGGUGGCUGAAGCCUGUGCGCAACGACUGGGAUUGCCUAGAACAAGGGCAAAAAUAGCGGUGCAGGGUGCUGGUGAAGUCAAGGUGGGCUUCACUAAAGGGAUGAUCGUCAUGGAGUUGUCCUCGCGAUAUGAGCCUCAGAACAAGAUCAAGGUGGAAGCGUACGUUUUCGAGAAAGUGACGUCUAUGUUGCCGUCUACGGACAUCUCGGCGUCGAAGUGGAAACACCUCGAGUGUUUGCAACUCGCUGAUCCUCACUACAAGAUUCCGGGGAAAAUAGACCUCAUCCUUGGGGCAGAAUAUGCGAUGGCCAUAAAUCUGCCGCAGAUUCUGAAGGGCGAACCUGGAGAGCCCGUGGCACAACUCACCAUCUUUGGUUGGGUUGUGGGUGGUCCAAUCAGUGGUCCACUCAAUAGCAUCACCUCUCUUCACACUCGCUGUGAAGAUCUCGACGACUUGUUGAAGCGAUUCUGGGAGGUGGACAACAGUAAUUUGGAGAAAAAGCCGAUUCUCACCGCUGAAGAGUCAGCUUGUGAAGAGCACUUCACAAAGACACACACGAGGGACGACACAGGCCGUUAUGUCGUCAAGCUGCCCUUCAAGGAAGAGCACAAACCGUUGGGCAACUCUACCACAACCGCACUUGCAAGAUUCCAGUCGCUUGAGAGGCGACUAGCGAAGGAUCCGAGCCUCCGGGAGCAGUACGAGGCAUUCAUGGCAGAAUACCUCAGCCUCCGUCACAUGGAGCCAGUGAUUGAUCGGGAUCCUAAGCCAGACGACCAAGUCUACUAUCUACCUCAUCAGGCGGUUCUCAGGCUCUCUAGCGAGACGACGAAGCUUCGGGUGGUGUUUGAUGCGUCAGCCACUACUCGCCCGAGCAAGCCAUCACUCAAUGAUGUACUUGCCAUUGGACCCACGCGCCAGGAAGAUCUCUUGGUGCUUCUUCUGCGCUUCCGGACGUAUCAAGUGGCGAUGACGGCCGACGUAGAGAAAAUGUAUCGGCAAAUUCGAGUAGCCGAGGAGGACACCGAUUUCCAAAGGAUCUAUUGGAGGAGCAAUCCUCAAGAGCAACUGCGAAGUUUCCGACUGCUGACAGUCACCUAUGGGACGUCUUGCGCGCCUUUCCUGGCCGUGAGAGUGCUACAUCAAAUCGCGCACGACUACAUGAAGGAAUAUCCUGAGGCUUGUCGUGCCAUCUUGACAUCGUUUUAUAUGGACGAUCUUCUUUGUGGAGCGGAGUCUGUGGAGCAAGGCAAAAGGCUCCAGGCUGAGAUUCAGGAAGUGCUCCGCAAGGGGCAUUUCAGUCUGCGAAAGUGGGCCUCUAAUUCAUGUGAAGUUCUAGAGGACAUUCAACCAGAGAUGCGAGCGAUCUCUCCCGAUGAAGUGAUGUCGGAGUCGAAGGCUAUUUCAGCUCUUGGUCUGAAGUGGCGCCCUGGGAAGGACGAGUUCUCACUGGUGCUUGAAGAACUUCCUCCAGCCCGUACCAAACGGGACUUGUGCGCAGCGACAGCAAAAGUGUUUGACCCCUUGGGCUUUAUCUCCCCCGUGGUGAUAAAUCUCAAGAUGAUGUUCCAGGCACUGUGGUUGGCGAGUUUGGAAUGGGACGAUCAGCUUCCUGUGGAAAUCGCGGAGGCUUACAAUCAAGUGCAGGCGGAGUUUCACGUGAUUCAGGAUGUGCGUGUGCCUCGUGGACUUCCGUCUGAGAGCAACAUCAUGGAGAUUCAUGGAUUUUCGGACGCCUCUGAACGUGCAUACGGGGCAGUAGUGUAUGUAAAGGGCGUCGAUUCAUCCGGAAACACCAAGAUCAGCAUAGUGAUUGCCAAGUCACGAGUGGCACCGCUAAAACCAAUCACCAUCCCUCGUCUGGAGUUAAAUGCUGCGCUACUGCUUGCUCACUUGAUUGCCAAAGUGAAGGAGGCAGUGACUGACAAACAGAUGAAGAUUUACGCAUGGUCGGACUCCACCAUUGUGCUUCAGUGGCUUCAGGAGUCCCCAAGAACUUGGAACACGUUCGUGGCACACAGGGUGUGUGCUAUUCAGGAGAUUCUCGCGCCCGCUAACUGGCGCCACGUUCCCACUGCGAGCAACCCAGCGGAUUGUAUCUCACGUGGAGUCUCACCGAAAGAGCUUCUCGACCAUCAUCUCUGGUGGCAUGGACCGCCGUGGCUAGGCGACAGUGAAGAGAAAUGGCCAGAGAAUAAGACUGCGAAAGGAAAGACUGGUGAAGAGAGAUCUUCACACGCAACAUCACUGAUGACCCAAAUCGAUGCUGACCCACUCACGCAUCUGCUGGAAGUCACAUCUGGAUAUCUUAGGAUUAUCCGGUUUGUGGCGUACUGGAUUAAAUUCUUCAAAAACCGACGAGUUGAGAAGAAAGAGCGACAAGCGGGUUUUCUGACAGUGAAGGAGUUGGAGGAGGCGAAAAUCCGCAUACUGAGGCACAUUCAAAGGAAGGCUUUUCCGAUUGAAUACAAGAGCUGUGGCAGGGGAGAACCUUUGCUGAAAUCCAGCAAGUUGCUAAAACUUGCGCCCUUUCUGGACAAGGAUGGCUUGUUGAGAGUCCAAGGACGAUUGGCAAACGCUGAGAUGAGCUACGCGACACAGCAUCCCAUCAUCUUGCCAUCAGAUCACAAAUUCGUCAGGGAAAUGAUCAUCUUCACUCAUGAGAUGAAUCUUCAUGCUGGAGCGUCAAUCUUGAUGACGGCUCUGCGAACUCGAUAUUGGAUUUUGGGACUCAGGAGCUUGGCAAAAGGCAUCACGAGGAAAUGUGUCAGGUGCAUCAAAGCCAGGCCCACCACGGAGACGCCAUUCAUGGGCGACUUGCCCGCCGCCCGCGUUCAGCAACAUCGAGCGUUCUAUCAAAGUGGCUGUGACUUCGCGGGACCCAUUAAAAUACGCGCAUCCAAGCUCAGGAAGGCACCAAUCAUCAAGGCGUAUAUCGCUGUUUUCAUCUGCAUGAGCACUAAGGCUAUGCAUUUGGAGGCAGUCAGCGAUCUCACCACGGAUGCUUUUCUCGCGGCCCAAAGGAGAUUCAGUGCGCGACGAGGACAUUGCCAUUCCAUCUUCUGUGAUAAUGGCACAAAUUUCUUGGGCGCUUCCGGAACAACACGAGCGGAGAGACUACAAGGCGUCAGAGCUCAUCGCGACAGGGUGACGUCGGAGAUGGCAGGAAAUGGAACAGAAUUCCAUUUUAUCCCUUCAUAUUCGCCGACCUUUGGCGGAUUGUGGGAGAGAGGUGUGUCGAAUGUGAAGAGACAUCUCCGCCGGGCAGUUGGUGAGUACAUCUUGACCUUCGAAGAACUGUCGACUGUCCUCGCGCAGAUUGAGGCGUGCUUGAACUCUCGCCCACUCUGUGCUAAGUCAUCGGAUAUGGAGGAUCUUGACCCGUUGACCCCUGGCCACUUCCUUGUGGGCCACGCGCUGAACUUGACACCAGAUCCAGAUUUGUUGAGUUCAAACCCGAAUCGUCUGAGUCGAUGGAUUCUGCUGCAGCGGAUGGUUCAGGACUUUUGGCGACGCUGGCAGCAAAAAUAUGUGACCACGCUUCAACAUCGUCCAAAGUGGUACAAGAAGACCCGCAAUCUCUGUGUUGGGGAUUUAGUGCUGCUUCGAGACAACACUUUCAAGCCCACCUUCUGGAGCAUGGGAAGAGUUCUGGAGAUUCACCCUGGCAGGGAUGAAGUAGUACGCGUGGUGACUGUGAAGACCCAGGAUGGAGUACAAAAGCGUGCAGUCAACACCCUUGCUUGGCUGCCCCUCGACCCGUUCUUGAGCCCCUCCAGGACUCAAGGGGGGGAAAAUGUGGAGAAUAUCGGCCUUGGUGUACAGCCGGGUGUCGAUCAGUGA
Molecule: messenger RNA, 5241 nt
Organism: Phlebotomus argentipes
Lineage: Eukaryota; Metazoa; Arthropoda; Insecta; Diptera; Psychodidae
Exons: 1
Coding region: 1-5241 (1746 amino acids)
Biological process (GO): DNA integration
Molecular function (GO): nucleic acid binding
Source: RefSeq, a predicted model, not a curated record